AUGGAGAUCUCGCCACCCAGCCCCCGCCGUUUACCCACUCUCCCAAAAUCCAAAUCGCGACCUCUUUCCCGGCCUCUCCCGCCAGUCCCUGGGCCAAUAUUAUGCAAAUGCGGGACACUAGUCACCUCCUGUAACGCGCUCUUACCGGCAACUGCUAUACCCUCAGACUCUUGCCGGCGUACAUUCAGAGGCUUCUCAGGCAAAGCCUCACUCUUUACUGAAACCUACAAUGUCAUAAUACUGGCGCCCAAGGUCCAGCUAAUGCAGACUGGCGCCCAUCUUCUCGCAGAGCUAAACUGCGUGAACUGCUCCCAAUACUUGGGUUACAAAAUCGUUCGGGCAUUCGAGCAGUCAGAGAAAUGGAAAGAAUCAGUCUUUCUCCUCGAGCUCGCAGAACUCAAGAACCUACCGCCCUGUGCCGAUUCCUCUGACUCUGAAGACAGCAGUUGA
This is a messenger RNA of Mycena indigotica, 450 nucleotides long. RefSeq names its product Yippee domain-containing protein. NCBI's taxonomy places the organism in Eukaryota, Fungi, Basidiomycota, Agaricomycetes, Agaricales, Mycenaceae. The coding region runs from base 1 to 450 and encodes 149 amino acids. The transcript has 5 exons. The record is from RefSeq and is a predicted model, not a curated record.